UCCGGCUGGAAACGGGGCGGGCCUUGUUCUGGAGUCCUGGCACCCGUCUGCUCCGCGAGCGGCGAAAGGUGGAGAGAUUUUCAGCAUCACACACAUCCACUGUCUGACACACACUCACUCACACACACACAUACACACAGUCGAGUAACGGGACGCAUCCAGACGGAACAGGACUAUGGACCUGAGCCUGCGAGAUGCUCUGGGAGGUGGCGGUGGCGGCGGGGUCCCGGGUGGGGCUCCAGCUGAGGCCCUGCUGAAGAGAGACUUUGUGGCCACGUUGGAGAAGGAGAGCUACGAUGAUAAGGUGGGAGAGACGGUCUCCAAAAGCGACUACCGACCCCUACUGGACGGGAAGGACGCCAAGAGUGGUGCUGGGAUGAUGUCAUCCAUGAUGUCAUCAGGUGGACGCCAAGAGCCUCCGGGACAGCCAGCCUUCGGUUCGGACUACCUGUCUGGUCCUGUGAUGGGUGGGAUGACGGGUCAGUGGAAUCAGAACAAGAUGAAGGACACCAGUGUUCCUGACUCAUUCCUAGGCUUCUCCCAGUCUGGGAUGGGAGGGACCGGUCUGCCGCCCUUCCAGACCAGUAUGAGCUCCACCCUGGGCCAGUCUGGGAUAGGUUUGGCCAUGGACACCCAGAAGAGCUCAGGCCUGUUCGGUUCAGAUCCCAAACCCGCCGGUAACAUUAGCGGAGGGAGUCCGUUUAAGGCCAGUGAUCCGUUUUCCACCGGUGGACCGGGAAUCCAUGGUCUGGAUCACUCUACAGCUCCCAUCCUCUCUCCCAGUGGCUCAAUGGACGACAGCAGUCCCACGUCCUCCACCUCCGAACCUCUCAGCCCUGAAAGAGCUGGGCCGGGGGGUGAGGUUGGCAAGCAACAGCAGAGGCGGAGGAAGAAGAAGAGGAAGGGCCGUGACGAGGUCUACGACUUCUUGGAUAGACAGGAGAAUAACGUCGGCCAAUCAGACAAGAGUGGGCUGCAGGACAAGGGGGAGCAGGAGGAAGAGGAGGACGAGGACGAGGAGGAGAACUGGGAGUGGGAGAUUAGAGAGAGUGGAGGAGGGGGGAGAGUGAGAGGCAGGAAGACUAAGAGUCGGGCCAGACUCCCAGAGGAGUGGGGAGCCCCCCAGCAGCUGGGUGUCCACAGCUGUCCGACUCUGGUCCUCCUGACUCCAAAGCUCUUAAUGCUCCAGACCCCUCCAGGCUCCGCACCCGACUCACAGACCACCACCCCUGUCACCAACACCCCCUCCCUUGCCCCACGCCCCUGUCGCGAAGCGACUCUGGCAGAAGCGUCCGUUCCCACAGCCCCACUCUGUUCACCCCCGCUUCCACCAGCCCCUCACCUUUUACCGCGAAACACGACACACCCUCUCCCUCAACUACUGUUGGGUCAGGCCUCAACAUCGAUGCAAAGCCCUUCAUCCCUGCAGCUGCGCUCAUGCCCACCACUGCCACCACCGCCCCGCCUCCCCCAGUUCCAUCCCUACCCUGCGUUAGUGCGGCGUUCUGCACCGGACCCACCGCCACCGCAUCCCCCUCGCCCCUCACUUCCUAGCCCCUGCCACUACCAGCAUAGCCUAUCCUUUAGCCCAGCCACAGCCACUGCCCCUCCUCGUCACCCCUGCAGCCCCUCCCUCUCACCCUGCACAUCAGAGCACCAGGAGUCCUCGUCGCCACUGCUCCCCCCACUGGAAGGUUGGUGA
This is a messenger RNA of Sphaeramia orbicularis (orbiculate cardinalfish), 1702 nucleotides long. Its product is annotated as formin-like protein 8. Bases 176 to 1702 code for a protein of 508 amino acids. Lineage: Eukaryota; Metazoa; Chordata; Actinopteri; Kurtiformes; Apogonidae. The record is from RefSeq and is a predicted model, not a curated record. The transcript is spliced from 7 exons.